This is a messenger RNA of Pelmatolapia mariae (spotted tilapia), 1228 nucleotides long. Its product is annotated as endoplasmic reticulum chaperone BiP-like. Gene Ontology annotation, cellular component: nucleus; endoplasmic reticulum chaperone complex; endoplasmic reticulum lumen. Gene Ontology annotation, biological process: endoplasmic reticulum unfolded protein response. The annotation marks the transcript as partial. The record is from RefSeq and is a predicted model, not a curated record. NCBI's taxonomy places the organism in Eukaryota, Metazoa, Chordata, Actinopteri, Cichliformes, Cichlidae. Gene Ontology annotation, molecular function: ATP-dependent protein folding chaperone; ATP binding. The transcript has 6 exons.
AUGAAGCUGUUGUGGGUUGUGAUUCUUUUAGUCGGCACAGUGUUUGGCGCCACCAAUGAUGACAAGAAGAACAUUGGGACUGUGAUUGGGAUUGAUCUGGGGACCACAUACUCUUGUGUUGGAGUGUUCAAGAAUGGGCAUGUGGAGAUUAUUCCCAAUGACCAGGGAAACCGAAUCACCCCCUCCUACGUGGCCUUCACCAGUGAAGGUGAGCGUCUGAUUGGUGAUGCUGCCAAGAAUCAGCUGACCUCUAACCCUGAGAACACCAUUUUUGAUGCAAAGAGGCUGAUUGGUCGGACAUGGGAUGACUGGUCUGUGCAGCAGGACAUCAAGUACCUGCCCUUCAAGGUUACUGAGAAGAAGAGCAAGCCCCAUAUCCAGGUUGACAUUGGUGGUGGCCAGGUUAAGACCUUUGCUCCUGAGGAGGUCUGUGCGAUGGUGCUGACUAAGAUGAAGGAGACAGCUGAGGCUUACCUGGGCAAGAAGGUCACACAUGCUGUGAUCACUGUCCCAACCUACUUCAAUGAUGCCCAGCGCCAGGCCACUAAGGAUGCUGGUACCAUUGCUGGUCUGAAUGUUAAGCAAAUCAUCAAUGAGGCAGCUGCUGCUGGUAUUGCUUAUGGCCUGGACAAGAAGGAUGAAGUAAAGAACAUUCUUGUCUUCGAUCUGGGCGGUGGCAGCUUUGAUGUUUCCAUUCUGACCAUUGACAAGGGUGUGUUCGAAGUGGUGGCCACCAAUGGUGACACUCAUCUGGGGGGUGAGGACUUUGACCAGCGUGUCAUGGAGCACUUCAUCAAGCUGUACAAGAAGAAAACUGGCAAAGAUGUGAGCAAAAACAACCGUGCUGUGCAGAAGCUGCGUGGCGAGGUCGAAAAGGUCAAGAGGGAGCUAUCUGUCCAGCACCAAGCCCUCAUUGAGAUCGAGUCCUUCUUUAAGGGGGAAGACUUCUCUGAGACCCUGACUCGUGCCAAGUUUGAGGAGCUGAACAUGGACCUGUUCCGUUCCACCAUGAAGCCUGUACAGAAAGUUUUGGAAGAUGCUGACUUGAAGAAGUCUGACAUUCAUGAGAUUGUCCUGGUUGGAGGCUCCACCCGUAUCCCCAAAAUCCAGCAGCUGGUGAAGGAGUUCUUCAAUGGCAAAGAGCCAUCUAGAGGCAUCAACCCUGAUGAGGCUGUGGCAUACGGAGCUGCUGUGCAGGCUGGUGUGCUUUCUGGAGACGAGGACACUA